Messenger RNA from Arachis ipaensis, 1209 nucleotides. NCBI's taxonomy places the organism in Eukaryota, Viridiplantae, Streptophyta, Magnoliopsida, Fabales, Fabaceae. The record is from RefSeq and is a predicted model, not a curated record.
AGAAGAACCAGGUCACUAACUCCCUCACUAUGAAGGGUCAAAGUCAAAGUUGGCGUUGAGUUAAGGGCUGCCAACUGCCAAAAGCAGCAUACAUGUUGUCACCGUAAUAAUACCAUACCCUUUCUCCGCCAUCAACCCACAUCGGAUUCCGACGCGGUCACAUUCCACCAUUCAUAUCCCGGCACGUGUCACGAACACCAUACCCUUGGCCGCGUAGGAUCGCUCCCCACCCUUUCUCUCUCUCUCUCUAUUGCUGCGUUCAUCAAAUCUAGCGCACUAAGCUUAAGCUACUAUUACUCAGUAAGUACUAACCCACACAAAACAAAGAGAGUCAGACAAAAAGAAACUAAAAGUAGGAAGAAGAAGAGGAAGGGGAAAACCACCAAAAACGACACCGUUUUUCGCAUGGUAAUUACUAAUUAAGGGUUCGUGAUGCCGAGGCAGAACCGAAACGUGGACAUGAUGAUGAUACCUGGUAAGAUCAGAAAACGAGGUUGCUCGUCAUCGGCUUCGUCAUCCUCCUCCGUGCUCCAUAACUACAGGUUCAAGAGGGCCAUACUCGUCGGCAAGAGAGGCGGAUCCACCACCCCCGUCCCAACCUGGAAGCUCUUGGCGUCGAGAUCUCCGGCGGCGUCGACUUUUCGUGCACUCGACUCCCCUAAGUACCCGCCGUCGCAGUCCGGCGGGGGAGGAGUGAAGGCGAAGCAAGCACCGGUGUCGGCGAGGAAGCUGGCGGCGACGCUGUGGGAGAUGAACGAGAUCCCUUCGCCGAGCGUGAGGGAAAUGCAGCAGGGAGAUUCGAAGCUGAAGAAAGAACUCAGAGCGAGAGAAAAGAUUGCGAGGUCCAUGCGUUCUGGUUCUUUGCCUCCUCACCUGUCUGAUCCAUCGCACAGUCCUGUAUCCGAGAGAAUGGAUCAAUCCGGAACUGGUAGCCGCCAUAGAAGAACUCCAUCUGUUCCUCAGAGGCCACCUAGGCUUUCAGAGCACCAUGUCGGCCCUUUGGAUUCCCUUAGUAAUGCCAGUCUCAUGGAGGUGCCAAUGAUUUUAUGCAGAUGGUACCUUGUUGAUGAGUGAUGAUGACCUACCUUCAACUCUAUUUUAUUACAUCUCCUAGUUUUACUGUGGAUUUUCUAAUAGACCAGUAAUAUCUCUUCAUGAUAUUUAUGUUUUAAAAAAUUAUAACAUGCCAGCGAACCCUCCUCUUCUCUA